AUGAGUAGAAAUUUUUCACAACCUGUGGAGCAGCUGUGCUAUGAGCAGGUGAACGGAUCCUGUGUGAAAACUUCCUAUUCUCUUGGUCCUCGGGUGCUUCUCUACACGGUGUUCGGCUUCGGGUCCCUGCUGGCUGUGUUCGGGAACCUCCUGGUGAUGACGUCUGUUCUGCAUUUCAAGCAGUUGCACUCCCCCACCAACUUCCUCAUCGCCUCUCUGGCCUGUGCCGACUUUCUGGUGGGGGUGACUGUGAUGCCAUUCAGCAUGGUCAGGUCCGUGGAGAGCUGCUGGUACUUCGGAAGCAAAUUUUGUACCUUUCACAGUUGCUGUGAUGUGGCAUUUUGUUACACAUCUGUCUUCCAUCUGUGUUUCAUCUCUAUUGACAGAUACAUUGCUGUCACGGACCCUCUAGUGUAUCCCACCAAGUUCACAGUGCUUGUGUCAGGAAUUUGCAUCAGCAUCUGCUGGAUUCUGCCCAUGGUGUACAGCUGGGCUGUGUUCUCCACAGGAGUCAAUGAUGACGGCUUGGAAAGCUUAGUAACUGCUCUCAACUGUGUAGGUGGCUGUCAAAUUGCAGUGAACCAAGACUGGGUUUUGAUUAAUUUCUUCUUGUUUUUCAUUCCCAACCUGGUUAUGAUCACUCUUUAUAGUAAGAUUUUCCUUGUGGCUAAGCAACAAGCAAUGAAAAUCGAAUGCACCAGUAGCAAAGCAGAAUCAUCUUCAGAAAGCUACAAAGUCAGAGUGGCCAAAAGAGAGAGAAAAGCAGCUAAAACCCUGGGAGUCACAGUGAUAGCGUUCAUGAUGUCCUGGUUUCCGUACAUAAUUGAUACAUUAGUGGAUGCCUUUAUGGGUUUUAUAACCCCUGCUUAUGUUUAUGAGAUCUUUGGUUGGUGUGCUUAUUAUAACUCAGCCAUGAAUCCUUUAAUUUAUGCUUUAUUUUAUCCUUGGUUUAGGAAAGCCUUAAAGCUUAUUUUAAGUGGGGAAGUUUUUAAAGAUGGUUCUUCAAACAUUAGUUUAUCUUCGGAAUAA
This is a messenger RNA of Ochotona curzoniae (black-lipped pika), 1029 nucleotides long. RefSeq names its product trace amine-associated receptor 8-like. Lineage: Eukaryota; Metazoa; Chordata; Mammalia; Lagomorpha; Ochotonidae. Gene Ontology annotation, biological process: G protein-coupled receptor signaling pathway. Gene Ontology annotation, cellular component: membrane. The record is from RefSeq and is a predicted model, not a curated record. Gene Ontology annotation, molecular function: trace-amine receptor activity. Bases 1 to 1029 code for a protein of 342 amino acids. The transcript has a single exon.